AUGUCAUUCGUCCAGUCCCUUCUCUCUGACUCAAGCAUCCCCAUCAAGGCUCGACAAGAAGCUCUCGAUCGCGCAUUUUCAGACCCCGGAAUUCCCCCUACCAAGAGCACAUCCUCUUUCUGGCUCAAAAGUCCCCAUGUGAAUCUCGCAAAAGCCCAAUCCCCAGAUCUGCCAACCUCAACAGACAUCGUGAUCAUCGGGUCCGGAAUCACUGGCGCCUCGAUCGCCCGUACGCUUCUCACCAGUGACCAUGGCAGGGACAGUCCAAAGCCUAGAAUUCUUAUGCUGGAAGCCCGCGAUAUCUGCAGUGGAGCGACAGGCCGUAACGGAGGGCAUAUCCUCGAAACAGUCGAGGAGUUCAUCGAGCUGGAGCAGUCGUUUGGACUUGAGGCAGCAAAGAAGGUAGUUCGGUUUCGACUGGCACAUUUAGAUGAGGUGCUAGCUGUGGCGGAAGAGUAUGGGCUUGUGGAGGAGGCGCAGGCGCGAAAGGUGCAGUUUCUCAGCGUUUACUUUGACGAUGAGAGAUGGGAUGAGGCGGUGCGUUCUAUAAAGAGGUUCAAGGCGUGUAUGCCGACAGAAUCGGCUGAUUGGAAGAUCUUCGAGAAGGAGAUUCCGAAGGAAUUCUGCCUUCCCUCUGCACGAAGAAUCAUCGCUGGUCCGGCCGGGGCUCUGUGGCCGUACAAAUUCGUCACUGGCGUGCUGAAUCAUUUGCGCCAUAGGUUUCCGGAUAAUCUUCAAAUCGAGGCAAAUACGCCGGUUUUUAAAAUUGACGAUACUGGUGCUGACCAACAUCGUUUCUCGGUCACCACAGCGAGAGGCACUAUAAAAUCUCAGCAUAUCAUCCACUGCACGAAUGCCCACGUCAGCCACCUCGUCCCAGGUCUCAGAGGGCGCAUUUAUCCCAUUCGCGGACAGAUGUCUGCGCAAAACCCGGGUCAGAGAUUCCCGAGUCAAGGGACAAAGCAUUCCUGGCUGUUCAACUAUGAUCGUGGAUUCGACUAUCUGACCCAGCUUCCGUCUGGAUCUGAAUCCGAAACGGCGAACAGAAUGAUGUUUGGUGGCGGGUUCGCGCGGGGAAAGGACGGCGGAAUAGCUGAUCUCGGGAUUGCCACAGACUCCGAAAUAAGCUUCUACACUGACAUUCAUCUCUCCGGGGCGCUGAGUGCUACCUUCGGACGGGAGAACUGGGGCGCUGUUCCAGGUCCCGCUGUGGAGAUGAUGUGGACGGGGAAUAUGGGAUUCAGUGCGGAUGGGUUUCCGUGGGUAGGAAGACUCCCGAGCUCUUUGACACGAAGGGGCGAGGAUACAAAUUGGAAUGGAAUGGGCAAGGAGUGGGUUACUGCGGGGUUCUCAGGCGAAGGAAUGGUGCAUGCGUGGCUGUGUGGAAAAGCGCUGGGAAGAAUGAUACUGGCGGAUGAUGGGGAGUUGAAUGAGCAGGGGGGCCUGUCUUGGUUUCCGGAGCAGAUGCUUGUAACGGAGGAGAGGGUUGAGGCUUCUGUUCUUCCUCGGAGCGUGGUGGAGAGGGCGUCUCAUUUGUAA
This is a messenger RNA of Aspergillus melleus, 1539 nucleotides long. RefSeq names its product NAD(P)/FAD-dependent oxidoreductase. Gene Ontology annotation, cellular component: cytoplasm. Bases 1 to 1539 code for a protein of 512 amino acids. Gene Ontology annotation, molecular function: oxidoreductase activity. The transcript has 2 exons. The record is from RefSeq and is a predicted model, not a curated record. Lineage: Eukaryota; Fungi; Ascomycota; Eurotiomycetes; Eurotiales; Aspergillaceae.